Molecule: messenger RNA, 5357 nt
Organism: Hemicordylus capensis (graceful crag lizard)
Lineage: Eukaryota; Metazoa; Chordata; Lepidosauria; Squamata; Cordylidae
Gene: NRGN
Product: neurogranin
Exons: 3
Coding region: 626-847 (73 amino acids)
Molecular function (GO): calmodulin binding
Source: RefSeq, a predicted model, not a curated record
GGAAACAGAUUCAGGCUAGACCUGAGAAGGGAUUCCUUAACCGUAAGAGCCGGUUGACAGUGGGGGAGUUUGCCUUGUGGAGUGGUGGAUUCUGCUUUGUUGGAGAUUUUCAGAUAGAGGCUGGGUGGAUGGCCAUCAGUCACCUGUGCUGAGCAGAGAGGGGUGGAUUAGACCUCCAAGAUUUCUUCCAACUCUAAAAAUUCUACGAUUUUAUGAGACUUGUAGAGCUGGCUGCUUAAAUGUCUAGGACUGCUUGUCCUUCUGGUGCAUUUCUAUGGCACAAAACACUCCCAAUGCCAGGCUGUCUGUCUCUUUAAGUAUUUAAAGGGUGUUGGAAGCAAAGGAAGUGGCUGUAAAAUAAGCUGGAGAGAGAGAGAGAGAGAGAGAAAUUAAAAGCACACAAGAACCAGAUCUGCCUGAGUAGGUCUGAUAGGCUCCCUAGCCAAGAGUAACUGGGUUACGUAGGCAAUAGGCUUAGCUCAACUUCAGCACCUGCAGAAAGAGCUGCUCUGGAGGCAGCAGGGGGGGAAAGCAAGUUCUCCUAAGUGGAGGAGAAAAAGCAGAUCUCUGCCUUUCCAGUGGAUCAAGCUCCCCUUGGCUGGAAAACUCCCAACUGGCUUCCAGGAUGGACUGCUGUAAUGAAGGGGCUUGCACCAAGCUGGACGAAGACAUCUUGGACAUUCCCCUGGACGACCCAGAUGCCAACGCAGCAGCCGCCAAGAUCCAGGCCAGUUUCCGUGGUCACAUGACUCGGAAGAAGAUUAAAGGGGGCGACCGAGAGCGGAAAAGCAAGGAUCCCGAGUGCACAAGCAGCACUCGUACAGGGGACUUACGCAACGGAGAUUAAGCUGCUGGUGAGAAGACAUCGAUGGAACAUCCAGCCACGUUUCCGAUUGGUCCUCUGAACAGCACUCUUCGGCUUCCAGAAGAACAAUCCCCAUCCCACAAGCCUGAUCACAGAAGAGACACAAUGCUAUCCUGCUUCCCCCUUGGACUGCCUUUUGAGUUAGGGCCCGCCGUCGCCACAAUCCCUUCUUAAAUACAAUGUUGACAUUCUCCGUCUCCUCUUGUAGCACAGACCCUCUGCCCCUUCUCUGCACGCAUCAGCUCUUCCGCUCCCAGAAUUUUCUGUACACACACACACUCAAUUUCUUUGUAGAACCGCGAGCCUGCCGUAUAUCUCUCCAUUUCUCCCACCCACCCACUUCUGUGUUUUUCCUUCCCUCUCACCCACCGGUCCUUUUGAACCUUCUGGCAUUUCCUGCAGAGAGUCCUCAUUCUAAGCAGGGCAGACAGUAAGGACAAUGCCACAUUUUGCAUAGCUCUGCCUUGUAACCUUUCCCAGCAAUGACCAACAGAGACUGGAGACAGAUGAUAGUGUUGGUAUGACAGAGGCACUGUUCUCCCUACUGUACAUCCGACUGUAGCUGGUCUAAAGAGGCCUGAAGACAGACACAAUAGUCUUAACAGCACUCACAGUUAAUUUCCCAUGUAUGGUGGGAUCCUGUCUUAGCAACUUGCAUAUCCACCCACCCACCCAUGAAUGACAAAACAAAGAUGGCUUUAAAACUCUUCAGUUAAAUGUUUCGGCUUUCACCUUCCUAGGUAACAUAUUUAUCACUUCAGUGACUACUUCUUGUGCAUCACUGGGAGCUAAUGUGACAGUUUUAAGAAUGCCGAGAAUGGAAGAAUUCCCAGGAAGGUGGCACAAAUUAAGUGUUAUAAUCCAGACUGAGGUCAUGGAGUGUUCAGCCGUUACAUGUAUAGUUUCAGAUCGCCCCCGUGUUUCUUCUAACAUCCUUGGAUUAGGUUACUUUGUGUGUGUGUGCAGAGAUAGAUGUGUACACACACACACACACACACACACACACACACAGACAGAGACACCCUACACACACAGACACCCUACACACACCCUACACACACACACACACACACACACACACACACACACACACACACACACACACUCUCUCUCUCUCUCUCUUCACCUUCUGCAAAUAAAAUUAAACAAUUUAAGAACAGUUACAAAGCUAUUCCAAGAAUGGUGGGGGCAUAUAAAUUGAUGAUGUUACAGGCACUAACCAAUUGGUGCCCAUCAGAGCUGGUUCUCCCCCUCCCCCGACAUCCUCAAACUUGCAGAAAUGUUUCCCCCAAACUCACUCCAGGACAGAAAUAUGUAUGAGUUUUCAGUGAAGGUAUGAUCAAACCACCACCUCCACCAUACUUGAAACGUUACGUCUGUCUGCAUUCCAGGUUGUGCUGGUUUUUGAGAACACGAAACGCUUGCAAAACCUGUUUAUCAGAGGCCAACAUAUGUGCUCUUUUCUCCUACCUUUUUCAACGUUCCGAAAACUAUUGCCUGUCUCCUGCCAGAGAACAAAAACCCCGUUCCUCCAGUGCAACUUGAUGUUCCAGAAAACUCUUUCCUUGCAUGCCGCAUGCCGAUCAAUUCCUUUGCAUCCAACAGCUUCUGAAAUUCCUUUAGCAAGUUUGUGUAGCCAACCUCCAUUUGUUAAUCGAGUCUCUCCUCCCCGACUGUCCUCAUUCAUCAGUAAUUCCAGGUUGAGAUAUUCAUUCUAUCAAUAUCCUCAGUUGUUUUCAUGGUGCAGUGAAUUCCUUUUAAACAAACUUCUUAACAGUAGCUGUAGGACAGUCAUUAACUCUCAGGUACUUUGGAUCAGUGGAUUGCAGUGAUCUCUCCAUUUCUCAAGUUCCACCAUCUGCUCCCUGUUAUCAGCAUGCAGGUUCUCAGUUUGCAAAGGAUGCUUUUGACCAUCCACCCACCCCUACAAUCAUUCCCCCUUGCAUGUUGCUAAACUUGGUCGAUCCAGGACUCACAGGGUUGGGGAACGACCAUGCACUUCUGUGGAUUCUUGUUUGCCUUUCAGCCUUGCAGCUAAUUCAGUUACUGCUGUCCAAUUGGCUGUUUAGUCCCACACUUCCUUAACCUCUCCCACAAAUUUUGCUUUGUUAAUUACAGUGAAAACUCUGCUUUUUAGAGAUAGGGCCUAUGGUUGCGUCCUGUUCUCUAACUCAAUGUUUCCCAACUAGGGAUGUGCAUGAAACGAUUUUUGUGAUUCGAUUCAAGUUUGAAUCAAAUCAGCCUGAUUCAAUUUGAGCUUGAAUCCUCUUGCUGUGUAUCUGGGGUCGAUUCAAUUCAAAUGUGAUUCAAUUCAAAUUCAAAAGCCUUAUUUUUAAGGGCUAGGGGGCACCAAAGUGGGCUGUGCAGUAGGGCCCCAUGGGUGCCAACUAACCCCCAACCCUCCAAAGGAAUCGGGCAAAGGGGUGAAUUUUAAGGAAUUUUUAUGUGUUGUGGAUUCCUGUUUUGAAUUAACUUCUUCAUGGGGAAUACCUAUGAAGAAGUUAUCUCAAAUUGAGAAUCCACACCAAGAAGCAAGGGAGCUCAUCAGCAAAGGAACCAGCCAGAGUGGUAGAAACAUCCAGAGGGCUGACACUGCGGAGACAAAAUGGUGACUCGAAUUGCCAAAUCGAUUCAAGCUCAAAUUGAGAGCUAUUCAAUUCUACCUUGAAUCUAGUCAGUGCCCAAAAGGGUGAUUCGAUUCAAGGUCCAAUCACUUGAAUGGACCAGAUUCAAGUUGAAUCAAUUUGGCCACAAAUCAAUUCACAUAUCCCUAUUCCCAACUUUUUUUUUUUUUAAUGCCAGCUACCCUUACAUUUAAAAAAAAAACAAACACACCCCAAACACCAGGGCAUAUUAUCCCCCCCCACCAACACAGACAAAUCCCCCCCCUUUUUUUUUUGAUGUGGCAAAGCUGCCGCAUGAUUUUUACUAAUGAAUUUAUUUUCUCCUCUUUAUUCUUGUAUAAUCUGUAUUCUUAUGCCCCCACACCCCACCCCUGCGUUCCUCAUAAGAACAUAAGAACAGCCUGCUGAUGAUCAGGCCCAAGGUAUAUAUAUAGUCCAGCAUCCUAUUUCCCACAGUGGUUCCUUUUCCUCCAAGGCUGGUGAUGGCCUGUAGUUCUCAUAGCCAUCGAGAGAUCUGUCCUCCAUGAAUUUGUCUAAGCCCCUCUUAAAGCCAUCCAGGCUGGUGGCUGUCACCACAUCCUGUAGCAGAGAAUUCCACAGGUUAAUUAUGCACUGUGUGUGGGUGUGUAGGGGAAGUGUCCUGGACCUGAUUUGCCCCUUAUACACUGCAAAGGUGCAGUGGAUGAGCGAGUCCACUUAAAAAGCAGGGAGCUUAAUACCCCACUUUUGGAGUCGACUCGCUGGCUUAUGGACGGGGAGGAACACGGUCUUCCCAGUGCAUUAUGGUUGAGUCAGCACCAAACGGGGAGCUUAAAUGCAGAGGGAGUCAGCACAGCACAUUGGCCACCAGUGUCCCCUGGCAUAGCUGUGCGCUGUGGCAUGUUGGCUACAGAACCACCACCCUUAGCAGGUCAGUCGCUGGACAGAAAAUGCAGUUCUGGUUUCUUCUGCCCUGCUCCCCAGCUGUCCAUUUCUUCCAUGAUCGCUCUCCUUUUGACCCACAAUAAAGAGGUGAACUGAGAAGGGAAUGGGGCCAAGGAAGGCCUGCACACCAUAAGAUGUGGGGCCAGAUCCUGCCUGCAGGGACUUUUUUUUUUUUGCUGGCCCCAAGGUAGGAAUAUCUUGCAACAACAGCAAGAGCCAUGGAGAUCUCUUGGCUUGUCCCAUUGAUGAGCAGCAGUGCUUCCAUCUAGUUGGCUCCUUCAGACCAGAUCUCCCCCCCCCGCCCCACCCCGCCCCACUCGCCCCAUCCACCUGGCUGGCCUCAUCCUGGGCCAGAAUCCAUUGACACCAUCCCUCGCUCUUUCCCCUUUGCUUACCUCCCAACCCACUGUCCCUCGCUUUCAUUAAUAUUUUGAAUAAUUAAUUUAAAUGUAAUAAUUAGCAUGAACAUUAAGCUGAGCUGAAAAUUAAGCUCAGCCCCACAUACCAAGUCAUGGUAGGUUCUGGCCCAUGGGGCACUUGAGCUGGGCAUCCCUGGGCUAAGGGGAGGUCAGCACAAGAGCAGCAGAAGCAGCAUUCACAGCAGCUGGGCUGUUUAGAGGGAGACAGUCCUUCCGGGUUGUAACAGGACUGGAGAGCCACACUGAGAAACCAAAUCCCCAUGAAAAAUAACCAAGAGGCAUCCAACAUGCAGGAGCCUUCCCUGAUCAGUCAGCUACAUUUGCAUCAUGCCUUCCCUUGGCUUGUGAAUACCCCGCCCUCCUUCCCUUCCCUCUCUGUCACACCCCACCCUCUCCAGCCUGCCUCUCUCUGCAUCCACAUAGGUGGGAGGAGCGUGUGCAGUUGUCUUUCUUAAUAUCCCUUUGGUUGUGCAUGUGAUUUCUUCUAACAAGAUGGAAUGUUAAUAAAGGAAUGUUACUAUGAAA